This is a messenger RNA of Manihot esculenta (cassava), 2362 nucleotides long. Its product is annotated as phosphatidylinositol 4-kinase gamma 8. Bases 265 to 2073 code for a protein of 602 amino acids. Lineage: Eukaryota; Viridiplantae; Streptophyta; Magnoliopsida; Malpighiales; Euphorbiaceae. The transcript has 4 exons. The record is from RefSeq and is a predicted model, not a curated record.
UGGCAAACGAAGAGUUCUUGAAGAGAUUUUCCGGCGACGGAUGGUGUGGUUCUCUCGCGCUCCCGUUGCUUUUCGUCUUCCCUGAAUGCCUUCAUCAGCGUUCAGGAAAAUUGUGGCGAUUUACGUGCGGAGGAGCGAGGGAUUAACGGGUGAUGAUGGAUCUAAAUGAAAUGGUAGUGUGAGACUAAAUUUUGUGGGUCUUACUUGAGUUGAAAGAAAUGAAUCCUGCGCUUGACUUUUGUCAUAUGAGUGCCACUAUUGGAAAUGAGAUGGCUAAUCUCCCAUGGAAAGACUAGAUCUCAGGGAUCCUCUGAGAAGAAGUGCCUUUGGCAUGCCAUUGUUACCAUUCUCUUCUGCAUGAGAUUCUUAAAAAUGGCGGUAGCCAUUGAUCAACAUCAUGGAUUCAGGCCGUUUAAUCGAUCUCAGAGAUGCAGACUCCAAUCCUUUACUUAUCUAGAUAACAACAUUGCUGAAAUUAGCCAAACCAAUCUUAACCAUUCCUUAAAACAAGCAUUUGAAGUUGCUAAUUUUCACCGAAGCUUCUCUAGUCCGUGCUUACCCCUGGCCACUAGAUUGGAAGACAAGCUUGAUGCCAACCCAACAGUUGAAAUUGUUGGUGGCCAUAGAGCACCUAGAGUGCGUGCUCUUGUUGUUGAGGUUGCCAUAGCUAUAGCAUCUGGUAUUGAUCUCAUGCCAGUAUCAAGCGGGCUAGGUGGUGCUUACUUCAUACGCAACAAGAGUGGUGAUAAUAUUGCAGUCACAAAGCCAAUUGAUGAAGUUGGUGGAUUGAUGCUAGGCCAUUCUGGAAUGAAACGUUCAGUUCGAGUUGGUGGGACUGGAAUUCGGGAAGUAGCUGCGUAUCUUCUUGAUCAUGAUGGUUUUGCUGGAGUUCCUCCAACAGCCUUAGUCAAAAUCAAUCAUAUUGGGUUUCAUAUAAAUAAUGGUGCUGGUGGUACCACUGUAUCAGAUCCACCUUCUAAGGUUGCCUCACUCCAACAUUUCGUUGAUCACGAUUUUGACGCAGGGGAAUUAGGCCCUUCUGGCUUCUCAGUUGCUUCAGUUCAUCAAAUUGGAAUUUUUGAUGUCAGGCUCCUAAAUCUUGACAGACACGCUGGAAAUAUUCUAGUCAAGAAGAAUGAUCAUCAAGAAAAUGGUGCAAUUGGGGUAGUUGAUCUUGUGCCUAUAGACCAUGGUCUUUGCCUACCAGAAUGGCUCGAUGAUCCUUACUUUGAAUGGCUGCAUUGGCCUCAGGCAUCGGUUGCCUUUUCAGAGUCUGAAUUGGAAUACAUACACAAUCUUGAUCCUUUCAAAGACGCAGAGCUCUUAAGGUCUGAGCUUCCUUCUUUAGGAGAAUCAUCUAUCCGAGUUCUUAUCCUUUGCACUAUUUUCUUGAAGCAAGCUGCUUCUGUAGGACUUUGCCUUGCUGAUAUAGGUGAAAUGAUGACUCGUGAGUUCUGUGGCGGAGAGGAAAAUUUAAGUGUGCUAGAGAAUCUUUGUGCAAAAGCAAAGGCAAGUUUGGUUACUAAAUCCAAUGAUGAGGACAUUUAUGACAAUUAUGACGAUGACGAUGAUGAGAAUAGUGAGAAAAAUCUACCAAAAAAAGAAGAGGUUACUAUAUUUGAAUUUGAUGAUGAAAGUGAAAACAUUUUGAAUGAGGUUUCUGACGUCCCUCAACAUGUACAAUUUCCUCCUAAGAUGGCUAGCUUCUCAAAAAAUCCGAGGUUUUCAUCCAUAAGAUCGAUGCCUAAACUGCAAGAUGCAGCAGCGUCACCUCCCCUAAGCAAGCAAGAUGACUACGAAGAUGGUAAUACACAUCAUAAGCACACAUACAUCACGAAAGAAAAUAGUGAUAAUGAUAGCGGAGAUGGUAUCAAAGUAGGGGGUUUGACAAGGAGCAUCAGUUGCGCUCUACACAAUUAUAACAGUGAAAUUGAAGGCAUUUCUCUUGGAGACAUGAGUGGAAGUGAAUGGAAAUUAUUCUUGGAGUGCUUUGGUAUGCUUUUGCCUGAGGCUUUUGAAGGUGCUAAGUGCAUGGGCUCAAAGCAAAGGUUGGGAACUUCUUGCAAGUUCUGAGCAAGGAAUGUUCCAAAGAAAUCAACAUACCACAAAUGAGUAACAGGUACUUGCUUGAAUCUAUUCUGAUUUUGGAGUAAUUUGUAUAUUGUUCAUAUCAACUUGGUAAUAGGUUGUAGAUAAAUACUUAGGAUGGAAAAGGGAUUGGCAGGUAGCCAUCCUUUCCAUUUCAUUUCUAACUCUGUUUUUUCUCCUAUUUUCAUUUCCUUUUUUUCCGUCUAAUUUAUCACUGUAUUGUAUAAUCAACUUGCAUGCACAUGAUCUUGUAAAAAAUAUAUGAUCAAAAUUG